GGCGUAGCGUUCAGUUGUUCAAUGUGUCCCAUCUGCUGUACGCUGCUCUUUAUAGCAGGGUUUUUGGCCCUGGUCUACGUAUUCCUCACCUGGAACUUCGAUUACUGGAGAAAGAGAGGCAUCGAAACAGCUGCAUCAUGGCCAUUUGUGGGGAGUUUUCCCAGCAUGUUUACCAAAAAGCGUAAUGUUGCCUACGACAUCGAAGACAUCUAUCAGCAGUACAAGCAAACCGACAAAAUUGUGGGCGUGUUCACCACUCGACGUCCCCAGCUGCUGGUGCUAUGCCCGGAAUAUAUAAACAAGAUUUAUGCCAGUGACUUCCGUAGCUUUCGCGACAAUGAAAGAGGAAAUUUCGUGGACAAGAAGGUGGACAAGAUUCUGGGCAACAAUCCUUUCGUCCUGAAAGGCGAUGAAUGGAAGGAGAGAAGGGCGGAAAUCACGCCGGGCUUGUCGCUCAAUCGUGUCAAGGCCGUGUAUCCAGUGUCGCAGAGUGUUUGUAAGAAGUUUGUGGACUACAUAAAAAGACAGCAGCGGAUGGCCACCUCCCAGGGAUUGGAUGCCAAGAAACUGUCCCUCUGCUACACCACCGAAGUGGUUUCCGACUGCGUCCUUGGCAUUUCCGCACUUAGCUUUACAAACACCCCCACUCCGCUGUUGGCAGUGAUCCAGCGGGUGUUCAACUCAUCCUUCAAGUUCGUUUUAUACGGCGUGCUGGCCAACCUCUGGCCGCCAAUUCGCAAGUUCUACAGCUUACCCUUAUUCAACAAGGAGGCGGAGGAGUUUUUCUUUGACAUCAUGAGGAAGUGCAUCAAGUUAAGGCGGGAGAAACCCGAACAGCAGCGCGAUGACUUCCUCAACUACAUGCUGCAGUUGCAGGAGAAGAAGGGUCUGGAUGAGUCCGAGCUCACCGCCCAUACGAUGACUUUCCUCACUGACGGAUUUGAGACCACAGCCUUGGUGCUAUCGCAUACCCUCCUAAUGCUGGGACGCCAUCCCGAGCAGCAGCAAAAGGUGCGGGAUGAGAUUGGCAACUCGGAACUAAGCUUCGAGCAGUUGACCGAACUGCCAUACCUAGAAGCCUGCAUUCAUGAGACAUUGCGUUUGUUUUCGCCACAGUUGACUGCUCGCAAACUGGUAACCGAGCCAUAUGAAUUCGUCAACAAAAAUGGCACCUCCAUGAAAUUGCAUCCCGGAGACGUGGUCAUCAUACCCAUAAAUUCCCUGCACCACGAUCCGCAGUAUUACGAAAGCCCACAUAUGUUUAAGCCAGAGCGAUUCCUUGAGGCCAAUGGCGGUGUGAAAAAGUAUCGUGAUCAGGGUGUGUACCUUCCAUUUGGCAAUGGCCCGCGCAUUUGUCCAGGCAUCCGAUUUGCUUUAACUCAACUCAAGGCAGCUCUGGUGGAGAUCGUACGCAACUUCGAGAUCAGCGUUAACCCCAAGACGCGAUCGGAUAAUCGAUUGGAUGACUCUUUUUAUUGGGCCACUCUAAAAGGCGGUAUUUGGCUAGAAUUUAUGGAGCGCUAGUAAAUUAACGGAAGUGUUGUUAUUAGUGUUGAUAAGAUAAUAUGCCAAUUAAAAGUGAAA
Messenger RNA from Drosophila teissieri, 1584 nucleotides. RefSeq names its product probable cytochrome P450 28d2. NCBI's taxonomy places the organism in Eukaryota, Metazoa, Arthropoda, Insecta, Diptera, Drosophilidae. The transcript has 6 exons. Gene Ontology annotation, molecular function: iron ion binding; monooxygenase activity; oxidoreductase activity, acting on paired donors, with incorporation or reduction of molecular oxygen. The record is from RefSeq and is a predicted model, not a curated record. The coding region runs from base 22 to 1524 and encodes 500 amino acids.